Diaporthe batatas is the source of this 1862-nucleotide messenger RNA. RefSeq lists its product as uncharacterized. The record is from RefSeq and is a predicted model, not a curated record. The coding region runs from base 433 to 1506 and encodes 357 amino acids. Gene Ontology annotation, cellular component: plasma membrane. Lineage: Eukaryota; Fungi; Ascomycota; Sordariomycetes; Diaporthales; Diaporthaceae. The transcript has 5 exons.
GCUUAGGUCCCCUUGGGAAGUUGGGAGUCGGGGUCACUUGCUCAUCCAUCCUGUCUGCCUCGCCGCACUCAUUCAUUCCAUCGAUCCGUCUCGCCGGCUUACACUUACCUCACUUUCCGACUACCGUAAGCACAUACGGAAGGAACAACGGCCCACACUACAGAUCGCCCGAGUGUGCCACCUUCCUCUUCCUGGACCAGUUUGAAUACAUCCAAGAUAAAUAUUCCGUCACAUCCUCUUUUUGGGCCUGCCUGCGAAAAGCACCCCUCCCUCACCAUCGACCGUCCGUCAUAAUAAAAGAUCGAUCACCCCAUCUCUUGCCGUCCAAUUAUCCACACCCACACCCAGGAGAGUCUAUUACCCACAUACUUGACCACACAACACAUUAAGAAUACUCUUACGGACCCUCGAGCAUCACAUCACGCAGACACCAUGAACGCCCCCUCUACCCCAGGCUCGUCCAAGGCCGCCGAUACCAACGGCACCAACGGCGUUGGCGGCCAGGGCGGCUUCCGCCCUCAAGGCCCAAUGGUGGUCCAACCCCCGCGCCAGGAGGACCUGCAGAAGAGCUAUGCCAGCAUCGUCGGGACUGAUGCCGAUGCCAAAGGCUGGUAUGGAAGCAUGAUUAACGCCCUCGGCUCCAUCAUUGGAACCGCUGGCGCCGUCCCCUGCUGCAUCUGCUGCCCCAACCCGUACAAGAACGUCGGCCAGGGUAAUGUCGGCCUCGUUACCAAGUUCGGCAAGUUCUACAAGGCCGUCGACCCCGGCCUGGUCAAGAUCAACCCCUUGUCCGAGAAACUCAUCCAGGUCGACGUCAAGAUCCAGAUCGUCGAAGUCCCCAAGCAGGUCUGCAUGACCAAGGACAACGUCAACCUCCACCUCACCAGCGUCAUCUACUACCACAUCGUCAGCCCCCACAAGGCCGCCUUCGGCAUCACAAACGUCCGCCAGGCCCUGAUCGAGCGCACACAGACCACCCUCCGCCACGUCGUUGGCGCCCGCGUCCUGCAGGACGUCAUCGAGCGCCGUGAGGAGAUCGCCCAGAGCAUUGGCGAGAUCAUCGAGGACGUCGCCGCCGGCUGGGGUGUCCAGGUCGAGAGCAUGCUCAUCAAGGACAUUGUCUUCAGCCAAGAGCUGCAGGAGUCGCUGUCCAUGGCCGCCCAGAGCAAGCGUAUCGGUGAAAGCAAGAUCAUUGCCGCCAAGGCCGAGGUCGAAAGCGCCAAGCUCAUGCGUCAGGCCGCCGAUAUCCUGUCCUCCGCACCCGCCAUGCAGAUCCGCUACCUCGAGGCUAUGCAAGCCAUGGCCAAGUCGGCAAACUCGAAGGUCAUCUUCAUGCCUGGAGCCUCAACUGCCGCCAGCACGGCGCUGGCCGCCGCUGCCAACGACCCCAAGAACCUGGCGGGCGAGCAGGGCGAGAGCAGCGGGCAGAACAACUUGCAGGAUUUCGGAGGUCAGGACCCUUCUUUUCAACAGGCCAUCAACGCUCGCAUGAUUGAAAACAUUUGAGUCAUGGCCCCUGCUGACUAACUCCCCUGCCCGGGUCCAAAGCCUGGUCUACUUGAGUCUUGCAUAGUCUAUAAACUUGUACGAUAUAAUGUUUUGUCAGGAAUGAAAUGGCGAGGUACUUGGUAAUGCCCGCGGGGCAACGUUUGAGGGGGGAACACACGACAUCAAGGAGAUUGCCAUGCUCAGGUACCCCUUGUUGGAGAAACGAUAAUAACGCUCGGGGAUGGAGAACGGCUGUUGGUUUUGACACAGGAUACCCCAUACCCCCUUUUAGUCUGUUUGUCUUUGGAUUUUGCUCUUUGGUCGUUUUUUUUUUGAUACCUCUAGGUUUAAUGAUACCACGACAUUCGUUACUU